AUGAUAGUAGCUGAGGAGGAUGAGCGUUCAGGAGUAUUUUUCAUUAACAUAUCACAGAUGAUUGCCUGUGUGGGGCAGCAGGCCAUCAGUGGCUCUCGAGUGCCAGAUGGCUUUGAAAACAGGUCUUUGCCUCACUUCGAAAAGCACUCCAAGCUCCCAGCUGCCAAAGGCUUUGUGGCUAAUAGCUUUUAUUCUGGUUUGACACCAACUGAAUUUUUCUUCCACACGAUGGCUGGCCGGGAAGGCCUGGUUGACACAGCCGUAAAGACAGCUGAAACAGGAUACAUGCAGAGGCGGCUGGUCAAGUACCUGGAAGAUCUCUGCUCACAGUAUGACUUGACUGUCCGAAGCUCCACCGGAGAUAUUAUCCAGUUCAUCUAUGGGGGAGAUGGCUUAGAUCCUGCAGCUAUGGAGGGAAAAGAUGAACCCUUAGAGUUUAAAAGGGUUCUGGACAACAUCAAAGCAGUGUUCCCGUGUCGGAAUGAGCUUGCUCUCAGUAAGAAUGAGCUGACCCUGACCAUGGAGUCCAUCAUGAAGAAGAACGAGUUCCUUUGCUGCCAGGACAGCUUCCUCCAGGAAAUAAAGAAAUUCAUCAAAGGGGUUUCUGAGAAGAUCAAGAAAACCAGAGAUAAAUAUGGCAUCAAUGAUAAUGGCACAACUGAGCCUCGUGUGUUGUACCAAUUGGACCGGAUCACCCCGACCCAGAUAGAAAAGUUUCUGGAGACCUGUAGGGACAAGUACAUGAGGGCCCAGAUGGAGCCGGGCUCUGCAGUGGGCGCACUCUGUGCACAGAGCAUUGGCGAGCCAGGCACGCAGAUGACCCUGAAGACCUUCCAUUUCGCGGGGGUGGCCUCCAUGAACAUCACACUGGGCGUGCCCCGAAUCAAAGAGAUCAUCAAUGCCUCCAAGGCCAUCAGCACUCCAAUCAUCACAGCUCAGCUGGACAAGGAUGACGAUGCUGAUUAUGCUCGUCUAGUGAAAGGGAGAAUUGAGAAAACCCUCUUGGGAGAGAUUUCUGAAUAUAUUGAAGAAGUGUUCCUUCCGGAUGAUUGCUUUAUUCUUGUCAAGCUCUCCUUGGAACGGAUUAGACUUCUGAGACUGGAAGUGAAUGCUGAGACAGUGCGGUACUCCAUCUGCACAUCCAAGCUCCGCGUGAAGCCUGGAGACGUGGCUGUGCACGGCGAAGCUGUGGUGUGUGUCACCCCCAGAGAGAACAGUAAGAGCUCCAUGUACUAUGUGCUGCAGUUCCUGAAGGAGGAUCUCCCCAAGGUGGUGGUGCAAGGCAUCCCGGAGGUGUCCAGAGCUGUCAUUCACAUCGACGAGCAGAGUGGCAAAGAGAAGUACAAGCUUCUGGUGGAAGGUGACAACCUCCGAGCUGUCAUGGCGACGCACGGGGUGAAGGGCACCCGAACCACCUCCAAUAACACCUAUGAGGUGGAGAAGACACUGGGCAUUGAAGCUGCGCGGACAACGAUCAUCAAUGAGAUCCAGUACACAAUGGUCAACCAUGGCAUGAGCAUCGACAGGCGGCACGUGAUGCUGCUCUCUGACCUCAUGACUUACAAGGGUGAAGUCCUAGGCAUCACAAGGUUUGGCCUGGCGAAAAUGAAGGAGAGUGUGCUGAUGUUGGCGUCCUUUGAGAAGACAGCUGACCACCUCUUUGAUGCAGCCUACUUUGGGCAGAAGGACUCCGUGUGUGGAGUAUCUGAGUGCAUCAUCAUGGGAAUCCCGAUGAACAUUGGCACUGGGUUCUUCAAGCUGCUGCACAAGGCUGACAGGGACCCGAACCCUCCCACGCGGCCCCUCAUCUUCGACACGAACGAGUUCCACAUUCCCCUGGUCACGUAG
This is a messenger RNA of Elephantulus edwardii (Cape elephant shrew), 1848 nucleotides long. Its product is annotated as DNA-directed RNA polymerase III subunit RPC1-like. Lineage: Eukaryota; Metazoa; Chordata; Mammalia; Macroscelidea; Macroscelididae. Gene Ontology annotation, biological process: DNA-templated transcription. The coding region runs from base 1 to 1848 and encodes 615 amino acids. The transcript is spliced from 2 exons. The record is from RefSeq and is a predicted model, not a curated record. Gene Ontology annotation, molecular function: DNA-directed RNA polymerase activity; DNA binding.